Messenger RNA from Hippocampus zosterae (dwarf seahorse), 3300 nucleotides. RefSeq names its product potassium voltage-gated channel, shaker-related subfamily, member 10a (gene kcna10a). Bases 453 to 2165 code for a protein of 570 amino acids. Gene Ontology annotation, biological process: potassium ion transmembrane transport; protein homooligomerization. The record is from RefSeq and is a predicted model, not a curated record. The transcript has 3 exons. Gene Ontology annotation, cellular component: voltage-gated potassium channel complex; membrane. Gene Ontology annotation, molecular function: delayed rectifier potassium channel activity; protein binding. NCBI's taxonomy places the organism in Eukaryota, Metazoa, Chordata, Actinopteri, Syngnathiformes, Syngnathidae.
CUCUUCUUUCUCUCUCCCUGUUGACCUGCUGCACAGUUGUUGUUGUUUUUUUUUUUUUUUUUAUGAGGGCGAAGACAAGCGGGGAAUUGGCCAAAUAAAAACGUCAGUAUGUUAUCGUUAUAUCACUAUGACAUCUGGCCCUGGUAUGACCUCCACCUGCCCGCGGGGGGUGCAGUUGUGCCACUGGUGCAACAAUGCAAGCUGUGGAUGUGCGGGCUGGGACCAGUGUGCACUCAACAUGCGUCCGGUUCGGCCCGGAGAGCCAGGAGAGCAGGACCUACGCUAGCAGGGUCGAGGAGUUGUAAAGGUCUCUGUGGAAAUUGAGGUGUGGAAGAGAAAAAAAGAUGACUUGUCUGACUGCCUAUCAGUUGCUAUCUACUGACUGAGCCACUCGUCUAGCUGUGUUGGGUUAUUUUAUCCUCUUGGCCUGUUUUGGCUGAACUGGAGCCACCAUGGACAUGGCCCUGGUAGACUUUGGGAGCUCAGAUGAGCUUGGCGCGGGCCUCGAGGAUGAGGACGCUUAUGCGGAUGAGACCACAGCUCUUACUGUGGACAUACCGGACAUGCCAAGUGGCAACGACCGACUACGAGCCCCACACUUUGCCACCUACACACCAUGCCGCACCAGUCCCGUUCCCUCGUGCACGUGGGAAUCCUCAUCUUCAACACCACUUCCAUUUAUACACACGUUGGAAGUACCUCAUACCCCAAUGCUAACUCCAAGCAUGGAGGGCCGAAGUAGUCGCUCCAGUAUGACCUCCAACUGGAAGGUGCUUCUCAGCAGUGAAGGCAUGAAGGAAAGUGAAGCAAUCUUUAGCCAACUUGCUAAAGAGUGUUGCGAGGACCUUUUUGUCGAUAAAAGGGGGCUGGACGAUGGAGACCAAAAAGUCAUUCUUAACAUCGCCGGGCUUCACUUCGAGACUCAGCUCAAAACAUUAGACCAGUUCCCAGAUACACUGCUAGGAAACCCUCAGAAGAGGAUGGGCUACUUUGAUCCGAUGAGGAACGAAUACUUCUUUGAUCGUAACCGGCCCAGCUUUGACGGGAUUUUGUAUUACUACCAGUCUGGGGGCAAGGUCAGACGUCCAGCAAACGUUCCUCUGGAUGUGUUUGCUGAUGAAAUAAUGUUUUACGGGCUUGGAAAUGAAGCCAUGGAGCAGUUUCGAGAUGAAGAAGGAUUCCUUCGGGAUGUUGAGAUACCGCUGCCUAAUAAUGAUGUCUCGAGACAAUUCUGGCUGCUGCUAGAGUACCCGGAGAGCUCCAACGCGGCUCGAUGUGUUGCGCUAGUGUCCGUGCUUGUUAUUGUCAUUUCCAUCAUUAUUUUCUGCAUGGAAACGCUGCCGGAAUUCAGAGAUGAGAGCGACAUUGUUGCGCCCACCGCCACGAAGCCCGUCAACCUCUCUGGAGUUUACAGCACUGUGGCUCCGCCUGGUGUAAUGCCCACAGUUUUCUCUGAUCCCUUCUUCAUGAUUGAAACCGCCUGCAUUGCCUGGUUCUUCUUUGAGCUUUGUAUCAGAUUUUUGGUCUGCCCGAGCAAAAGAGAGUUUUUCCACAAUCUUAUGAACAUGAUCGACAUUAUAUCCAUCAUUCCCUAUUUUGUCACUGUGGUGACCGAACUGGUCACAAAGCCUGAAGAGAGCUCCGGGCAGAAUAUGUCUUUGGCCAUCCUUCGCAUUAUACGUCUGGUCAGGGUGUUUCGUAUAUUUAAACUGUCACGUCACUCCAAAGGGCUGCAAAUCCUGGGACAGACCCUCAAGGCCAGUAUGCGAGAACUGGGCCUACUCAUCUUCUUCCUGUUUAUUGGAGUUAUCCUUUUCUCCAGCGCUAUCUACUUUGCUGAGGUAGAUGAGCCGAACACACAGUUUGUCAGCAUACCGGAUGGCUUCUGGUGGGCGGUGGUGACCAUGACUACUGUAGGCUACGGGGACAUGUGUCCCAUCACCCUCGGGGGCAAAAUGGUCGGGACAUUGUGCGCCAUUGCAGGUGUACUGACCAUUGCGCUACCUGUUCCUGUCAUUGUUUCCAAUUUCAACUACUUCUAUCACAGAGAAAAUGAAGCAGAGGACAAGCUGUCCUUGACAGAUGCUGUUGAGCAAGCGAUAAUGGCGGACAUGGGGGUGAAACAAAGGAGCAGCUCGUCGCUAAAUAAGGCCAAUGGCAUCUGACAGAGGGACAUGACUAAGAAUCUGCAUUUGGGUCAAUGGUGGGCUGGAGCCUAGAAGUGACAUGUCAAGGUGUGGAUGACUGUUGAUCAACUCAUUGACUGUUUGACCCCAACCCAGUCCCUCAAGUAAAUCCCGACAUAUUCAUAGUUUUGCAUUCACAAAUUUGUCUAUUCCCAGAGUUUUAGAGGGAAACGUAUCACCUGCUAUUCCUUGAAAAAAAAAGGUACCCUCCUUCCUGUUUUUUGUGCUUAGGACAAAGCAUGCCUGAUAUACAAAUAUGACUUUGGUGCCAUCUGUUAGCAAUCUGGUGACUAUAUUGAACUGAGAUAAGGAAUUUUUUAUUUAAGGCCAUAGCCUUUUCGAGGAGGGGGAAAAUGCUUUGCUACCAUUUUGAGACCAAUAUGGUAAGCCUGAAUCCAGUGAAAAUACCAUUAAAAUGAUAUCAAGAAUAUGUUCCAUAUUUUUUAAAGGCAUUUUCUUUCAAGGAAAUUUUAUUUUUAUGUUUGUGCAGGGGCAGUAAAAUAUAAAUCAGAUUACAAAACAUAAUUCCCCUCGUUCACCACCACUCCGGAAGCAGCUAAGGGCGAGUUUAAAUUAGUUUAAAUCAGUUUAUCUGUACCUGCAGGAUUUCAGAAUAUUGGUUAAUUUUCAAGGUAGUGAAGACAGCAUUACCAAAUAUGUUUGGUCAAUAAAAAAAUGAACAGUAACAGUGAGACAACAGAAGUGUGCAUUGUGACUUGAAGAAAAAAAAAUCACACAGCAGUAGCAGUUCCACUGGCUCCUUGUGAGACAUAUUCAUAACACAACGGCAUGGAGCCAGGGAAAGUAAGAUGGAUAGCAAAAAGGCUGACUUUCAAAGUACUGGGUCAUAGUACCAUUUUUCUAUUUUCCAUAUUUAAUGUGCGUAAAUCAUGGUCCAUUUCAGAAACCCAGUGUUGAAAUUGUCAUCUUAAAAUGUUGGCCGGGCUUGAUGCCCAGAAAUACACGAGCCAUUGAGGAAAAUCAACAUAUGACACACACACUGCUCCAGUGUGUAUUUUUUGUGGCAUUAAUUCACCUCACUGAAAUGAGCUUAGUGUAUUUGCCUAACUGUUGAGUCGGGCUGGUUUUGAAAUGGAUUACCUGCAUCGUGAAA